AUGCAAAUCUACAAUGGCUGCUGGCAGCGAUUCCAGACUCGCCUGCCAUUGCAUUGUUAUAGCCAUCCAGACCAUUGCAGAGGCCGAUACGCCCGACGCAGCCGUUUCUUUUUCCGCCUCUCCCUGCUUCUCCUUGUUCCGGAGAAAACCGGAGUUCCGUUUUCCCACUGCCAGUUCCGCCCUCGGAUAUCACCAGACCGUCGCGGACCACAACGGGCCGAUGGGCUGCUCAGAAACCGCGCAGGGCCCCUGGCCAGCCGCUCAACACUCCGGGUUCCUGAAAAAAACCGGCAGACAGGCACGCCGGCAAUGCAGGCACGCAAACUCGCGGAAAACACGGAAAACACGGAAAUGCACGGCCCGUGCGGCCCGUGUGUACCAGCCGAGUCCCGGGCGUGCGGCGAUGUUCUGGGAAAUUGUUCUGGCACUGCCUGUUUGGGCGCGGUCGUUCCCGACGAGACAGCAAGUGAAAUGAGCAGUGGGAUUGAAAAUGGAAACCGAAGUGAAAAAUUUCACCGGGGCUGUGCCGAGCAGGCAGAAGAGCAACAGGGAGAAACAGAGACACGGGACGGGCAGAAACACGGAGAAACACAGAGAAACACAGACAGAGCAAGAGGCUGUUUGUUUGUCGUGGCGUGUGGUGUCUCUUUGAUGCAGCCCUGUUUCUUUUGUGUGGUUGUGUGGUUGUGUGGUUGCGUUGUUGCGUUGCAGCGUUGCAGCGUUGCAUUGGCACUGGCUUUGUGUCUGCUUCAGCGUAGCGUUGUUUCCUUACUUCCAUUCUCACUUGCAUUUGUUUAUGCUGCUGCUGCUCUGCCUUGUGCUUUCUGCCUUGUGCUUUCUACCUCUUACCACUUCGUUGCACUGCUACCACCUCUACCUGUUGCAAAACCUCCUUCGCUACUACUCCUUCGCUACGACUCCUUCGCUACGACUCCUUCGCUACUACUCCUUCUACCUACAACUGUUGAUAUACAUGGCAUUUUAUUGACACUAUCAAUAUUUGUUUCCGCUAUUGUCUCCUCUCGUCUCCUCUCGUCUCCUCUCGUCUCCUCUCUCGUCUUCUCUAUCGUUUUCAUCACUAGUUCUGUGUUUUUUCUACUGUUGCCUAGCCCAUUUUCUCUACAUCAACAAACAAAAACUGUGGAAUCAUUUCUUCUAACAAACACUACUAUCUUUUUUAUUACAAGAAUUUCUUCACCUUUGUUACCAUUUGACGAUUCCUGCUGCUUUAUUUGUUGUCAUUACUACUGCUACUACUAA
Henningerozyma blattae CBS 6284 is the source of this 1260-nucleotide messenger RNA. RefSeq lists its product as uncharacterized. Lineage: Eukaryota; Fungi; Ascomycota; Saccharomycetes; Saccharomycetales; Saccharomycetaceae. The coding region runs from base 1 to 1260 and encodes 419 amino acids. The transcript has a single exon. The record is from RefSeq and is a predicted model, not a curated record.